AUGGAAAAUGCUUAUUUAUUGUCAGCUUUCAAGACCAUAUCCUUUAUAUAUGAUGUAAUAACAUAUCCUGUGUAUUUAAUAUUACAACAGCCAUGGAAUAAGAAGCAUAAGUCCAAGCAAAUAAAAUCUGAUAUUACCAAAUUUGACGAUCACACAAUUAUUAUUAAAACCUUAAGUAAACCCACAUCGAAUCAUCUUACUCUAGUCAAAGAUAAGAUAGAUACACUACAAAAAGUAUUUCAGUAUGCUGUAAAUAAAUAUGCUUAUUCAUAUUGCCUUGGAACUAGAGAUGUACUUGCUGAAGAAGACGAAGUGCAGCGAAAUGGAAGAAUUUUCAAAAAAUAUGUCAUGGGAGAUUAUAGAUGGAUGACAUUUACAGAAGUGGACAAGGCAUCUGAUCAUUUUGGAAAUGCUUUAGUAUCUCUAGGUCAAAAGCCUAAAGAAAAUAUAGCAAUAUUUGCUGAAACAAGGGCUGAAUGGAUGAUAUCUGUUCAAGGUUGUUUCAAACAAAAUAUACCUGUUGUAACAUUAUAUGCGACCCUUGGAGAAGAUGCAAUAGCACAUGGUAUAAACGAAACUGAGGUGACUAUUGUUAUUACCUCACAUGAUCUGUUACCAAAAUUUAAAAAAAUUUUACAACUCACUCCUCGAGUUAAAACUUUAAUCUACAUGGAAGAUCAAUUAGCAAAGACAAACACCAGUGGUUAUAAAGACGAAGUUGAAAUAAUAUCAUUUAAAUCUGUUUUGAAAAGGGGGUCAGAAUACACAGUUACAGAAAACCAUUUACCAAUAAAGAGUGAUAUAGCAAUUGUUAUGUACACUAGUGGAUCAACAGGCACGCCUAAAGGUGUUAAUCUAUCACACACUAAUCUUAUAUCAACGCUCAAAGCUUUUACUGAUGCUAUUAAUAUAGAUUACAAGAGAGACGUAUUUAUGGGAUAUUUACCAUUGGCACAUGUUUUUGAAUUGCUUGGAGAACUGGCUUGUUUAUUAUGUGGAAUUAGAAUUGGAUAUUCUACACCAUUAACUAUGAUUGAUACAUCUAGUAAAAUCAAACGUGGAACAAAAGGCGAUGCAGCUGUAUUAAGACCAACCCUCAUGACUGCAGUUCCUCUCAUAUUAGAUCGUAUCUACAAAGGCAUUAAUGAAAAAGUUUCUAGUGGGACGACAUUUCAAAAAACGUUAUUCAAAUUUGCAUUUGAAUAUAAAAGAAAAUGGAUGGAACGUGGAUUUCAAACUCCAUUAAUUAAUAUGUUAGUAUUUAAAAAAACAAGCGCAUUAUUGGGAGGUCGUAUACGUUUCAUUCUGUGUGGAGGAGCUCCUCUGUCACCAGAAACUCAUACUCUUAUCAAAAUUUGUCUAUGUGAAAACGUUCAACAAGGUUAUGGACUAACUGAGACUAGUUCAUGUGGAUCUGCAAUGAGCCGAGAUGAUAUGUCAACGGGUCGAGUAGGAGCUCCACUAACGGUUAAUGAUUUCAUGUUAGUCAGUUGGGAAGAAGGUAGCUAUAGAAUAACAGAUAAACCAUUUCCAAGAGGCGAGCUUAUUAUAGGUGGAGAUAACAUAUCACCUGGGUAUUAUAAAAAUCCUGAAAAAACUAAAGAAGAAUUUUUUGAAAAAGAUGGCAAAUGGUGGUUUAAAACUGGUGACAUUGGUCAGUUGGAAGCCGAUGGUGCCAUUAAAAUAAUUGAUCGUAAAAAAGAUUUGGUAAAAUUGCAAGGUGGCGAGUAUGUGUCUCUUGGUAAGGUUGAAUCACAACUCAAAACCUGCCCAGUUGUUGAUAAUAUAUGUAUUUAUGGAAAUCCAUUUCAUAUGUAUACAAUUGCAUUGGUUGUUCCCAACAGACAUCACUUGAUAGAUAUGGCUAAAAAAUUGAAUAUUGAAAAUGUAAAUGAAAUUAGUAUUGAAGAGUUGUUUUCAAAUAAGGAAUUGGAGAAAGCAGUUGUUGAUGAGUUGGCUGUUCAUGGUAGAAAAAAUAAACUUGAAAGGUUUGAAAUACCUACAGCAAUUAUAAUAUGUAAUGAUGUAUGGACACCAGACAAUAAUCUAGUGACAGCUGCUUUCAAAAUCAAACGAAGAGAAAUAUAUGAUAAAUAUAAAGUUCAAAUUGAUAAUUUGUACCAAUUUUGA
Molecule: messenger RNA, 2130 nt
Organism: Macrosiphum euphorbiae (potato aphid)
Lineage: Eukaryota; Metazoa; Arthropoda; Insecta; Hemiptera; Aphididae
Source: the annotation of a GenBank genome assembly